Molecule: messenger RNA, 4227 nt
Organism: Pan troglodytes (chimpanzee)
Lineage: Eukaryota; Metazoa; Chordata; Mammalia; Primates; Hominidae
Gene: RNF216
Product: ring finger protein 216
Exons: 16
Coding region: 284-2512 (742 amino acids)
Molecular function (GO): zinc ion binding
Source: RefSeq, a predicted model, not a curated record
GGGUCCCUCCUCCGCAGUACCCGGAGUGCCUCUAUGGUUCUUCCUGUCCUUAGUCGGGAGGGGGCGCUGUGCGCAGGCGCGAGGUGACGCCGCGGCAGGGCCGGAAGGAGUGCAGCGGCUGCCACGGAGCUCGCAGCUGCGGCUUCUGAGGAGUAAGCGGCGCGGUAGCGAAGGCCGCCGAACCUGCCUGGCUAGCCGGCGACUUGAGUGACGACCCUUUUGAAGCAGAUGGUCACCAUGUUUAGGUAUUAGCAGUCCCGUAUGUGCAUGUCUGCAUUUGAAAAUGGAAGAGGGAAACAACAAUGAAGAGGUAAUUCACUUGAACAACUUUCACUGCCAUCGGGGACAAGAGUGGAUCAAUCUCAGAGAUGGGCCCAUCACCAUAUCUGACUCCUCAGAUGAGGAAAGGAUUCCAAUGCUGGUCACCCCAGCUCCUCAGCAGCAUGAAGAAGAGGACCUGGAUGAUGAUGUCAUCCUGACAGAAGAUGAUUCUGAGGAUGACUACGGUGAAUUUCUGGAUCUUGGGCCUCCUGGAAUCUCUGAAUUCACUAAGCCAAGUGGCCAAACAGAAAGAGAACCCAAGCCUGGACCGAGUCAUAACCAAGCAGCAAAUGACAUUGUCAACCCCAGAUCAGAGCAGAAAGUCAUCAUCUUGGAAGAAGGUAGCCUUCUUUACACAGAAAGCGAUCCUUUGGAAACUCAGAACCAGUCAUCCGAAGACUCAGAGACAGAGCUGUUAUCAAAUCUAGGAGAGUCAGCUGCUCUAGCAGAUGAUCAGGCCAUCGAAGAAGACUGCUGGUUAGAUCAUCCUUACUUCCAGUCUCUGAACCAACAGCCCCGUGAAAUAACAAACCAGGUUGUUCCUCAGGAACGGCAGCCUGAAGCAGAACUGGGCCGCUUGUUGUUUCAGCAUGAAUUCCCAGGGCCCGCUUUUCCAAGGCCGGAACCCCAGCAAGGUGGGAUUUCAGGCCCCUCUUCUCCUCAGCCUGCCCAUCCUCUAGGAGAGUUUGAAGACCAACAGUUAGCAAGUGAUGAUGAAGAGCCAGGUCCAGCCUUUCCAAUGCAAGAAUCUCAAGAGCCCAAUUUGGAAAACAUUUGGGGGCAAGAAGCUGCAGAGGUAGAUCAAGAACUCGUUGAACUACUAGUGAAAGAAACGGAAGCAAGAUUUCCAGAUGUAGCAAAUGGGUUUAUUGAGGAAAUAAUUCAUUUUAAGAAUUAUUAUGAUCUGAAUGUACUUUGUAAUUUUCUUCUGGAAAACCCAGAUUAUCCAAAGAGAGAAGAUAGAAUCAUUAUAAAUCCCAGUAGCAGUCUGCUGGCCAGCCAAGAUGAGACAAAGUUGCCUAAAAUAGACUUUUUUGACUAUUCUAAAUUGACCCCUCUUGACCAGCGCUGCUUCAUCCAAGCUGCUGACCUCCUCAUGGCCGACUUCAAAGUGCUCAGUAGUCAGGACAUCAAGUGGGCCCUGCACGAGCUCAAAGGACACUAUGCAAUCACCCGAAAGGCCUUGUCUGAUGCCAUUAAAAAAUGGCAGGAGCUGUCACCAGAAACCAGUGGAAAAAGGAAGAAGAGAAAACAAAUGAACCAGUAUUCUUACAUUGAUUUCAAGUUUGAACAAGGUGACAUAAAAAUAGAAAAGAGGAUGUUCUUUCUUGAAAAUAAGCGACGACAUUGUAGGUCCUAUGACCGACGUGCUCUCCUUCCAGCUGUGCAACAAGAGCAGGAGUUCUAUGAGCAGAAAAUCAAAGAGAUGGCAGAGCGUGAAGACUUUUUGCUUGCCCUACAGAUGAAUGAAGAACAGUAUCAAAAGGACGGCCAGCUGAUUGAGUGUCGCUGCUGCUAUGGGGAAUUUCCAUUCGAGGAGCUGACGCAGUGCGCAGAUGCUCACUUGUUCUGCAAAGAGUGUCUCAUCAGAUAUGCCCAAGAGGCAGUCUUUGGAUCUGGAAAGUUGGAGCUCAGCUGCAUGGAAGGCAGCUGCACGUGUUCGUUCCCAACCAGUGAGCUGGAGAAGGUGCUCCCCCAGACCAUCCUGUAUAAGUACUAUGAGCGAAAAGCCGAGGAGGAGGUCGCAGCAGCCUACGCCGACGAGCUUGUCAGGUGCCCGUCCUGUAGCUUUCCGGCUCUGUUGGACAGUGAUGUGAAGAGGUUCAGCUGUCCUAAUCCUCACUGCCGAAAGGAAACCUGUAGGAAGUGUCAGGGACUCUGGAAAGAACAUAAUGGCCUCACCUGUGAAGAGCUGGCUGAAAAAGACGACAUCAAGUACCGUACCUCUAUUGAAGAAAAAAUGACUGCUGCCCGCAUUAGAAAAUGCCACAAGUGUGGGACUGGCCUCAUCAAAUCUGAAGGCUGCAACCGCAUGUCUUGCCGCUGUGGUGCCCAGAUGUGCUACCUCUGUCGAGUUUCUAUUAAUGGAUAUGACCAUUUCUGCCAACAUCCCCGCUCACCAGGAGCCCCUUGCCAGGAGUGUUCAAGAUGCUCUCUCUGGACCGAUCCCACUUCAUCUAGGCUGGUGUGAAGCUAACGCAGUCCAGGCCACGAGCUCUGUUCUCAGGACCCCUGCGGGGGGACGUGGUCACUUCUGCAGUCACUGGCUGUGUGUGCCUCUUGGUCAGGAUGAAGUCCAAUCAUCAGUUCCACUCAUCGUCGCUUCCUGUCCCUUCAUCUGCACACAUGUCUGGAGGAGACGGCCCAGGACCUCUGGCUUUGCUUCUCCCCAGGAGAAGGUGCCAGUUAAACCCGCAGGAGAGGGACUCAGGUGAGCACCGGCUUCUGAGUCAGGUCCCACGCUCCCCAUCUUGCUGGGUGUGAGUCACCCAAGGUGGGGUGGUGAGAGCCCUGGCAGCGGUAUGGCACACCUGGGCCUGGCAUUAGCCGUAAAGUGGGAAUCGCCGCAGCAUCUUCCUCAGGCUGUGAGAACUGGGGAGGGGAGACAGGAAAAGUGCUUGGCCGAGGACGGCAGGGAGGGCAGAGCGGCUGUGAUGGUGGUGGUUGCGCCGUCCCACAGAGCUGUGCUGUCCCUUCCCACGUUUCCAGUGAUUCCUUGCGGAUAAAAGCCUAAUCCUUUGACCAGACCAACCUCUCAGGGUCAUCUGAGACUGUCAGCCCCACCUGGGACCCCCGGGAGCACCUAGUCCACACCCACACCUGGCAGGUGCCUGCGUGCCCGGCUGCUCACCUGUGCACGUGCCCUGAGUGUACCUGGGUGCAGACCUGGACGGCGCUGCUCAGCUGGGCAGUCCCAGGGCACUUGGCCCCUAGUAGGUGCCACAGAGAAACCGGCACCAGGUGGCAGGGAACAGGCUGAGUCUGUGGAGGGGACCCACUGGGGUGGCCCAGGAGGCUGGGAAGGCUUCCAGGAGAGGCCCCGCCUGCUGCUCAUCCUCAUUGCCUGACCCUUGUCCAAGUGCAGACCGCAGGGCCGGGGAUGCUGACUGGCCAGUUCCAGGUGUUCCUGAGAACCAGAUCUUAAAUCAGCUCCUCGGGAUGCAGUCACGCGUUGGCCUUGGUGGAGACUUCCCCAAGGGCAGGAGUCCUGGAGGACGCUGCCAAAUGGCCUCUGGGUGAAAGGGUACAGUUGGGGGUACAUCUGAGAGAGGCUCAGAAGACAGUCCAAGGAGACUGGGCACCAGUGGGGGUCCACGAACAGGGAGAAUCCACAGGGAUGGCCAGGCCCUGUCCUGGGAGCUGAAGGAACUGGUCCCAGGGGCACUUCGGGGCAGGGGUGAGGAGGCCAUGGCACCACAGGGUGGGGCUGAGCACGGCCACCCCAGGCAGUGAGGCCCGAAGGCCUGGGAAUAGCAGCAGGGAGCGGGUGGGACACAGGGCUGAGCAGGCCAGGCCCCAAGGAGCACGUGCUUUUCUGGACAGGCAGAGGGACAGUGCCCUGUGUUCCAGGACACACAGAUGCAUGAGGAGGAGGAGGCCAGCCAGCAGCAAGGAGGAGAGCCAGGGCACCGAGCACCGGGAGGCAGCCCUCCCUCCCGCAAGCUCUCAGACCGCCGAUGCCCUCAGACCUAGCAGCAGCGCCCGUACCCCGCCAGGCCCCAUCUCCUCCCCUCCCUCAAAGCCUCACUUCUCCAGGGUCCAGCCCUGAUAUCUCUUUCCCAGGCCUUCCAGGAGCUGUCUGCCCUCCUGUCCCCCUGUCGGAUCCCCCUGCCCUGUAUAUUCCCCUAGGUCCCGCUUCUCACCCAUCUCAGUCAUCUAUGGCCACAUAAAACCACACCCCAAGGC